Messenger RNA from Penicillium arizonense, 1626 nucleotides. RefSeq lists its product as uncharacterized. The transcript has 8 exons. Lineage: Eukaryota; Fungi; Ascomycota; Eurotiomycetes; Eurotiales; Aspergillaceae. Gene Ontology annotation, molecular function: transmembrane transporter activity. Bases 1 to 1626 code for a protein of 541 amino acids. The record is from RefSeq and is a predicted model, not a curated record. Gene Ontology annotation, biological process: transmembrane transport.
AUGUCUAGCCAUAUCAAGUUCGCAGAACCCAUCCAGAAGAAAGGUGGCAAUGGGCCUUCAAGGAGGGAUACUAGAGAAAAGGGGUCGACACAAAGAGCACCUUCUCCCGGAAGUGAAAUCGUCUAUCCGACAGGAUGGAGACUCGUGCUUACUACCAUAGGGCUCUUGAUUGGAUUUUUCCUCUCCAAUCUGGAUGUGACGAUUGUAAGCUCGUCUCUCACGAGCAUGACAGAUGACCUGAAAGGCUUUGAGAAAAGAAGUUGGAUCGUCACCGGGUACCUGGCCACCUACACAGGUAUGACUCCUAAAUUUACUUUUGAGUUUGUCACUAUGCAGUUUGGGGGUCCAUGGCAAUAUGGACAAAAUAUAAUUCUUCGAGCACUCCAGGGGAUAGGGGGCGCUGGUGCAUAUGCACUGGCACUAUUAUGCAUCUACGAGAUAUCUCCUAAAACGAAGCUUCCGACAUACAGUGGUCUCAUGUCAUUUUGCCUCGCUCUUGCAUCUUUGAUAGGCCCAAUAAUCGGAGGCGCCUUUGCGCAAGUCUCGGCCUGGAGAUGGGCUUUUCUUAUCAAUGCUCCAUUAUGCGGUAUUGCGAUCAUUGUUAUCUUCAUUGCUAUGCCUACAAACUUCGGUCUCGAUCAGCAUACUCCGUCAUUUAGAACGCGAGCAUCGUACCAUUCAUUUGCAAAUCUUGAUCUCGUGGGGUCAGUCCUGCUGAUGGCAGGCUCGUUCUUGAUUGUCGCUGUCUUGAACGAGACGAAUCUAGCGUUUUCAUGGUCCUCCGGGGGUGCAAUUGCGCUCCUCGUUCUAACGGGAGUUUCCUGGAUUGCUUUCUUUGCUUGGGAGUGGUAUAUUUCAGGAAUUCCGGGGAAAGAUCCCAUAUUCCCCAAACGCUGGCUAUUCGACCGUCCGUGGAUGGGUAUACUGAUCUCUUCAUUUGUCAUUGGUGUACCUUUCAAUGUUGUCAUCGUGUAUGUUCCGCAGCAAGCCGAAAUCCUGCUAGACAAAUCGCCGUUAGACUCUGGUAUCUACUUGAUUGGAUACUCGGCUGUGGCUGCAUUUGCGGCGGCCAUUGUGAACGUCGCCAGCUCUAGAGGACGUAUCCCAUUUGUUUACACGCUGCUCGUGGGCUGUGUAGUUCACACUGUCGGCAUGGGACUUCUCUCAACCAUUACGACAUCACAUGGCUUUCAUGCCACGGAUAUUGUUUACCAGGCAAUUGCAGGCGCAGGCAUGGGGGUAAUAAUGGGAGUUUUGGUGCUAUCAACACCAUACGUAGUCGAAGACAGAGAUCUUGCGAUUGCUACUGGGGCUGUUGUGCAGUUCCGGUUCCUCGGAGGUGCUAUCGGUCUUGCCAUUGCAUCCAAUAUCUUGAACGGCCGACUGGCACAUCAUUUGCACGGUGUUCUGACAUCCCACGAACUGCAUCUGUUCCUCGAGAACGUGAAAUCGAUAGAACACCUAUCACCACAUCUACAGAAACAGGUGAAAGAUAUUUUCGCUGGGAGUUACAGUACGCAGAUGCGUGUCAUGAUCGGAUUUGCGGCUGCUCAGAUAUUGGCAAUUUUCCUAAUAAUCAAGCGAGGUCGGCAGCUUGCAGCUGGAAAGACACACCCCGGCCCUUAG